AUGACUUAUUUUUAUACUGACAUCGCUGAGGAAACCUCCGGGUCAAACCCGGAGGUUUCCUCAGUUAUGUCAGCACGUAAAAUUAAUGUACUGACAUCACUGAGGAAACCUCCGGGUUAUGUUAAGUUAACAAGUUUAAUUAAAAUACUGACAUCACUGAGGAAACCUCCGGGUGCUGACAUGGACCCGGAGGUUUCCUCAGUGAAGUCAGCGCCCGGAGGUUUCCUCAGUGAUGUCAGUUCUCGAGGCUACAGUAAUUUAUUCUUUCUAUGUAUCUCGAUCAUUCAACAACUACCCGGUGUAUCUCCCAUGGGCCAAUACACCACCGUCACACCCCUCGUAAUCAUCUUGAUCGUAACCGGUCUCAAAGAACUAUACGAAGAUAUCGUUCGACAUCGCGAAGAUAAAAAAGUAAACUCUAGAGUGACCGAGGUUUGGAAAGACGAUACGUGGGCGCAAGUUAAAUGGCACGAGAUCAAAGUUGGCGAAGUGAUUCGAGUCAAGAAUAAUCUCGAGUUCCCGGCCGAUUUGUUAUUGGUGUGUUGCAGCGAUAACUCGACCGGAUUGGCUUACGUCGAGACGGUCAACUUGGAUGGUGAAAGUAACCUGAAGAUUAGAAGGGUUCCGUUUCAAAUGCUCGAUAAAUGCAUCGAUACUGUUAAAACGCUCAGAGGUGUGAUAACCUGCGACAAACCGAACGAACUUAUAUUCAACUUCAAUGGUACGUUGCAACCCUUAAAACAGCCCAAACUAUCCCUCAGCGAAGAUCAAAUCAUGCUUAGAGGGGCCAUCUUACGCAAUACAGACUGGAUCCUCGGUAUCGUCAUUUAUACCGGAAUCGAUACCAAAAUAUCGCACAAUUCCAGACGUAAAGAGCACAAGAAGUCGAGCAAAAGCGAUAUAAUCAAUUGGCACAUGAUGGUAUUGUUCACGGUAUUCGUCUUUUUGACCAUAUUCAACAGCAUCAUGUACAUCCUUUGGGAUUAUAAAAUGAAAGAGAGCGUCUGGUAUUUAGACUUAUCAUCUCAGCAAGCGUUCAACUACCUAUCCAUAUUAACCUUCGCCAUCGGUUACAGUUUCAUGAUCCCUAUUUCGUUGCAAAUCUAUCUCGAAGUAGUCCAACUAGUCCAAGCCAGUUUCAUCAACAACGAUAAGAAAAUGUUCUGUAAGCCGAAAGCGGUCCAUGCUAAAGCGAUGACUUCGACUUUGAAUUCGGAUUUGGGCAAAGUGAAGUAUAUUUUCACCGAUAAAACGGGCACAUUGACGCAGAAUAGUCUCGAGUUUCGUAAAUGUUCGGUGAAUGGGGAAGCCUACUCGGUUGCAGAUAUCGAUAAGCUGAAGGCGAAGUGUGCGAAGAAUUCCACUUGCGAUCAUUUUUUCCUCGCUAUAUGUCUCUGUCCUGGUAUAAUUCCGGUGUUUAAUAAGAAUACCAAGAGUUUGCAGUAUUACGCUUCGUCGCCGGAUCAUUUGGCUCUGAUUCAGGCUGCGAAAAUGCACGGAUAUGUGUUGAAGAAUAGGAAUUACAAGAAUGCUACGGUCGCUGUGCAGAAUACCGAUGUUGAAUACGAAAUCCUAGCCGACAUAGAAUUCACCAACGAACGCCGAAGAUCCACCGUCGUAGUGAGAACACCAGAAAAACGAAUCAUAUUAUACAUCAUGGGCAGCGACGAUAUGAUAUUCUCUCGUCUCUCGAACGAUGCCAGCAUCAAAGACGUGACCUACAAACACGUAGUAACAUUCGCUCUGGCUGGUCUACGCACUUUGUGCAUCGCUAUGGUCGACGUCAGAGAGGACGAGUUCAAUAAAUGGAUCAAAUUGUACGAAAAAGCCAAGCUUUCGUUACAGUCUCGAACCAUAGCAGUGGCCAGAACAGCCGAAAAACUAGAAAGAAAUCUUAAUUUGUUGGGCGCAGUCGCUUGCGAAGAUAAACUCCAAGAAGAGGUACCCGAGACGAUAGAUUUUUUCAUCAAGGCAGGUAUCAAAGUAUGGAUGUUGACUGGUGACAAGCAAGAGACAGCUAUAAAUAUAGGAUAUUCGACCAAACUGCUAUCUUCGAGUAACUUGAUGUUCGUUUUGAAUUCGGAGAAUAUAGCCGAACUUCAACGUAGCUGCGUCGAGAUCACGAAUAAAAUGAGCUCCAACAGGAAGGUAGCUUUGGUCGUAAAUGGUAAUUCGCUGGGGUUACUGCUCAGCUCGGAUUUCGCCGAUUACUUCAUUACUCUUUCGAUGAACUGCGACGUAGUCAUAUGCUGUCGAAUGAUCCCCCUUAUGAAAGCAAUGGUCGUGAACUUCGUUCAAAAUAAAACCCAAUGGGUUACUUUGGCCAUCGGUGAUGGAGCCAAUGACGUAGCUAUGAUUCAGACAGCCACCGUCGGCGUAGGUGUCUCCGGAGUCGAAGGUCUACAAGCUGUUCACGCUGCAGAUUACUCCAUAGCUGUGUUCAAGCACUUGAAGAGAUUAUUAUUCGUCCACGGUACUUGGAAUUACAACAGGGUUUGCAAAUUGAUAUACUACAUUUACUAUAAAAAUAUACCUAUCGCUAUCACCCUGCUUUAUCUAUCAUCGGCCAGUGGCUGGUCCGGAUCUUCGUUUUUUGACGAUUGGGCGUUCACCCUGUAUAACGUCCUGUUCACCGAUGGAGCCACCGUAGCUGUUGGUAUAUUUGAAAAAGACUAUUCCGAAGAGAAACUCAUGACUGAUUACUCUAUCUACAAAGAUAACGAUUGGUUCGACACGAAGAGUUUCUAUAUUUGCCUGAUCAAUGGAAUAUGGCACGCAAUCGUCAUGCUUUUCAUCACCAUGAAUAUGUUUGCCACGAACACAGUGUGGGAAAAUGGCUUAUCCGAUCAUAUCUAUAUUCAAGGACAUAUAGUUUACACUAAUAUUUUACUGCUGGUUUUACUCAAGUGUAGUUUGCAUAUUCUGCACUGGACCAAGUUUUCAGUUUUUUUCGUCAUAUUCACAACGAUGCUGUGGAUUCCUGUGUUGUUUAUUUAUAGCUAUAUGUGGGAUGCGCUUUUCCUCGAUCCGGAUUUGAUGGGUAUGGGUACGAUGAUAUUCGGCACGCCUUCGUCGCCUAUCGGACGUUUUUCUUUAAGAAUACUCAUGGGAAAAUUAAAGUUAUUCGUGGGAUGA
Planococcus citri (citrus mealybug) is the source of this 3135-nucleotide messenger RNA. Its product is annotated as phospholipid-transporting ATPase IA-like. Gene Ontology annotation, cellular component: plasma membrane. Lineage: Eukaryota; Metazoa; Arthropoda; Insecta; Hemiptera; Pseudococcidae. Gene Ontology annotation, molecular function: ATP hydrolysis activity; ATP binding; ATPase-coupled intramembrane lipid carrier activity. The transcript is spliced from 4 exons. Gene Ontology annotation, biological process: phospholipid translocation. The coding region runs from base 1 to 3135 and encodes 1044 amino acids. The record is from RefSeq and is a predicted model, not a curated record.